CAGUCCCCCGAGACCCCGACUCUUCCACCUCCUUCGUCCACCGCCUCGCCGCCGCCUCCUUCCUCCCCCCUCCCCCCUCCUCGGGCUCGGGCGCCCCAGUCAGCCCCCUCUCUCCUUAAACCCUCGGCGCGAGCCAAACCAAACCCCGUCGAACCCUCCCACAUUCCUUGCCCCUCCCGCAAGCCGCGCCAUGUCCCGCAUCGCGAGGUCGCGCCUCGCCCUCACGCUCAGGACCUCCGCCGCCCCCUUCUCCACCUUUUCACCCGCCGCCGCCGCGUCCUCCGCCUCGAAGGAGGCGGCUGCCGCUGCCGACGCAUCCCUCGCUCCCAAGGAUGCGGCGGCUGCCGCCUCCGUGUCCUCUUCCGCCGCUGGCGAUCCCUCCCCGGCGCCGCCUUCGGGGGCCCGCAGUGCGUUCGGCCUGCUCAAGACCGGUAUCCUCACCGCCGUCACCGCCGCGUUCGGCGCCACUGGCUAUGUCACAUACGCUUAUUCUCUGGAUGAAGUGGACCACAUGACGCGGGACUUCCGGAAGAACUCGAAGAUUCCAAUCAGCGAGGACUUGUCCGGCUUUGAGAAGUUUAAGGCUAUGGCUUAUUCAGAAACUAUGAAAGUUCCUGCUUCUGCUAUUGACCUCUACUUGGAUGUCAGGAGCCAAAUUGAAGAUCAAAUUCAGGGAUUUGUUGAACCAUCAUCAGAAAAACUCCUUCCAGAUCUACCUCCUCAAGAACAGCAUGUCUUUACCAUAGUUCUGGAUCUGAACGAGACUCUUGUAUACUCAGAUUGGAAGCGUGAGAGAGGAUGGAGGACUUUCAAGAGACCAGGAGUAGAUGCCUUUUUGGAACAGCUUGCGAAGUUCUAUGAAGUUGUUGUGUAUUCUGAUCAAUUAAGUAUGUAUGUUGAUCCUGUUAUGGAAAGACUGGAUGCAAAAGGCUGUGUCCGGCACAGGUUAUCAAGAGUUGCAACUAAAUAUGUGCAUGGAAAACACUAUCGGGAUUUGUCAAAGCUGAACAGAGACCCUGCACGAGUUAUUUAUAUCAGUGGGCAUGCUCUUGAGUCAUGCCUGCAGCCUGAAAAUUGUUUGCCGAUCAAACCUUGGAAGCUUGAAGCCGAGGACACUCAACUGAUUGAUCUUAUUCCAUUGCUUGAAUAUGUCGCUAUGGCAAGAGUUUCUGACAUCAGACCUGUCCUUGCAUCCUUUGAAGGCCGUGACAUCGCUGCCGAAUUUAUUGAGCGUUCGAGGCGCUUGCAUGAACAAAAACAACAACAUGGACGCAUUUGGCGGCGAUGAUUAUUGAAUCUGCUGGUAGGGAAGCAGAUCAUUACACCAACUUCAAUACACCUAGAACUUUUUUUAGAACUGUAAGACUUGUCUUUGUAAUUUUGCCAGACUUUCAUUUCAGAAAUCGCCUACUUUUGGUAAUUGCGUCAUGUUUCAAUUACUAUAGGUGUCUUGGACUAAUGUCUGACCAAGCUAUAUGAGAAUUUGAAGAUCACGUGAGCACAUGUCAAUUUAAAGUUCACUUUGUUGACAAUAUGAUAAUUUGUUAAACGA
Molecule: messenger RNA, 1552 nt
Organism: Hordeum vulgare subsp. vulgare (domesticated barley)
Lineage: Eukaryota; Viridiplantae; Streptophyta; Magnoliopsida; Poales; Poaceae
Product: mitochondrial import inner membrane translocase subunit TIM50-like
Exons: 10
Coding region: 191-1288 (365 amino acids)
Molecular function (GO): phosphoprotein phosphatase activity
Source: RefSeq, a predicted model, not a curated record